Messenger RNA from Hylaeus volcanicus, 3110 nucleotides. Its product is annotated as probable serine/threonine-protein kinase fhkE. The record is from RefSeq and is a predicted model, not a curated record. Bases 21 to 2759 code for a protein of 912 amino acids. The transcript has 15 exons. Gene Ontology annotation, biological process: protein phosphorylation. Lineage: Eukaryota; Metazoa; Arthropoda; Insecta; Hymenoptera; Colletidae. Gene Ontology annotation, molecular function: protein kinase activity; ATP binding.
CCCCGCCUACGCAUCCCAGGAUGAAUUUUAAAUCUAAUAAUCUGAGUGGUAAGUACAUAGUAAAAUGUCAGAUGCCCAAUAUGAAGAAAGAGCUACAAAUUAUAGCCGCUAACAAUCAAAGCGAUUUUUCUCAUUCACCAAUGCAUGGGAGUACAACAAAAAGAUUAUUUGUCUUUUCCAAAAAUCGAUUUGUUCAUGUUAAAGAUGAAACAGAUCAAGUAAAUACAUUAAAGACGCACACGAAAAGUUCCAUAUUAACAGCGCGUCCAAACUACACACCGAGUAUACCCAUUUCUAGCAUUCUUAAAAAUAAGACCCUAAAGAUAGCAUCUUUAAAGAGUACACAUCCACUCAAAAUAAACAAUGAUCAAUCAAAAGAAACUCUGGGCGGUUCUACGAAAAAGAAACCAGAGAAUCUUUACAUGAAAUCCUUUCAUCAAAACAAUAAAUUUUUCAAUCGUAAUUUAUUGAAAGAUCAAUGCAACAAAUUGCUUGAUUCAUAUCACUGUCUGCAAUACGAUUAUCCAUUUUUAUGUAACAAAUUGGACAAACAAAAAGAAGGACGCGAGAUUUUUCGCUCUGAAAAAAACAAGGUUCCGUGGUAUAAAAAAUUUUUAGCAAAGUGUCAAGCAACAACUGCAACGCCUCCUAAAUCAUCACCAUUUGUUCAAAAACCGAAUCCUCCCGUGAGGUCCACAGAUGCAGUAUUAGAAACAAUGGAUAGGCAUUUAUUAGAUAUACACUCGACAAAUCAGUGUUAUUUUCACUACUCGCCUAAAACAAGUGUUUUCAGCAAAUGGAGAGUUAUCAACACACUAGGGUUCGGUACCUUCGCUAAAGUGUACAAAGUGCAGCAUCGUCACUCAGGAAAAUUAGCGGCAGGAAAACUAUUGGAACCUCAAAAGUUUGAUAUGGUAACGCAGGAACGUAUCAGUGAAAUGUUUUCUAAAGAAAUACGAUAUCUCGUAAAAUGUCAAUGUCCUGGUGUUGUAACUGUUUACGAACUUGUUCGUGGUUUUGAAGGAUGGCUUUUAGUACAAGAACUUGUUUCUGGCGGGACCCUAUGGGAUGAUUCAAGUUCACAAUGUGAAAUGGAGCAGUUUCUACUAUUUUCUCAACUGCUUCAGACUUUGCUGACAUUGCAAGAAAGAGGCAUUGUUCAUCGUGAUUUAAAGCCAACCAAUAUAUUAAGAUUUAAACAAGGUGGACGCCUGUGUGUAACGGAUUUUGGUUGGUCGGAGUCGGUAGAAAAUUUGAAUAAUUAUAAUCAUGAGCUUCCAGGAACUAUAGAAAUUAAUCCACCUGAAGUUUUACAACAUCGGAAUGAUAAAUGUCAAAAAAUCGACAAUUAUGCCUUAGCCCUUAAUAUGAUGCUACUCUUUAGCCAUCAGUUCAUUUGUCGUGACGAGAAGUUAUCUACAAAAGACGCUGCAAGACAAAUGUUAAAAAGUAUUGCUUUAAUACGUAAUGGGAGACCACUACCUGGUUUCUCUCAAGACGCAUGGACGGUUUUCUUAGGGUUAUCUGAAUUUCAAGCAAAACAACGCUUUUCACUUUUAGAGGUUGUGGAAUCAUCAUGGUACACACGAAUGAUGUGUAACCUCAUACAUCAAAAGAGCAUUUCAAAUGGUUCCCAUAAUGCUAUAGUUGAUUGUAGUUCCUUCUUUUGGCAUGAAACUUUGCGAACCUUAGCACGGCAGCUUCACACCUACAUUAAAACGGCUCCAAAAUUAUCUGUGUCGCCAUAUAAUACAAAAAAUAACAACGGACGUUUUGGCAACUCAAAAAUACCGUUUGAUAUUUACACCAAAAACUUAACAAGUACGCAAGGUAUUGCAAAUGAUCAUACAAGGCUGAAUCCAACGAGAAACGAAAAGAUUGACGAGGAUGAUUAUGGGAAUAUCUACUGUUCGGACGCUCAAAGCACAACAAAUAGUAGUAAGGUGUAUGACGUUGAUUCAGAAUCUGUUGCUAGAAGAAGACAGUGGAAUCGAUGGUUUAAUUGCUCAUCUAAUAACACAAGUCAAAAUUUAGAAACGUCAAGCGUUUCACCUUUAGCGAAAAUUGGGGUUGAAAGUGUGACAAUGGAUUCUUUGGUUAUUAGUUUAAAAAGUCCAUACAAGUGUAAACAUGGCCAUAAAAGUUUAGAUGGUAAUAUUUCAAAUAAACAUGAAAAGUCUGAAUCAAACAAGUCAUUUCAACUAAGUUCACUAGACCAAUCUGACUGUUGUAGUCAAAAGCAUUAUGUAGAAGACAAGCAAAGAAAAGUGGUUCCACCCUUAUCCUUUGAUAAACUUGCAAAUUUUAAAAAACGCACAGAAAUCGACGCCUAUAACCAAGACGAUUACAGACUUUCAUUGAUGCACUUGGUUACACACAGGUAUAACGGAAACCAAAACGAUUAUUCCAGGUGCUUUGAUCGCCACAAAAUAAAUGAUUACGCAACAACGUAUUCGAAAACAUUUCGACUAACCGAAAAAACUUCAUAUUGUCCUCCGAUUGUGUAUCUUUAUAAUAAACAAGUUGACGAAAACUGUCUUAGCGAAAAAAUGCCUCCUGCAGUUAAUAUAGCUCACAGAAUUAAAAAAAACUCAAAAUUACACAAUUUUCAUACAGAACUUCGCUGCCGUCAAAAUAACUCUUACCUACCAACACAUCUUAAAGGUUCUGUUGAUGUGUCCGAAAAUUUUUAUCAAAAUCCCUUAAAUACAUCGAGACUAGGACUGGGUUUACCAUCCACCACACAAUCAGCGAAAUAACUCAUUUUCUAAUAAUUUAAAAUUUUUUCAAAAAAUAUGCUAUGCUUUAUUUUUUUUUAUCAAAAGCAUCUAUUCAAUAGAAUAAUGACUUGUUACAUUCUACCAUUUUUUAUUAAAUAUUUUCUUUUGUUUUAACAAUGUCAAGAUAGAACCUUACUGUAAUGCUUUUUCUAAUAAAAGGCUAACCAAUGUAUUGUUUAUAUCCUCUCAUAUACUUAGUGUGUGCUGAUUAUAUAUUUUUCUACACUUUUUGCACGAAGGAUCAGUUUAACGUAAAUUACAAAGUAGAUUGUUUUGAUUAAACACAUUAUUAACUUCCACAAAUGGUUUACAAGAAGAAAACUUGUUUAC